Periophthalmus magnuspinnatus is the source of this 846-nucleotide messenger RNA. RefSeq names its product sizzled (gene szl). NCBI's taxonomy places the organism in Eukaryota, Metazoa, Chordata, Actinopteri, Gobiiformes, Gobiidae. The transcript has 4 exons. The record is from RefSeq and is a predicted model, not a curated record. The coding region runs from base 1 to 846 and encodes 281 amino acids. Gene Ontology annotation, molecular function: Wnt-protein binding. Gene Ontology annotation, biological process: negative regulation of canonical Wnt signaling pathway; non-canonical Wnt signaling pathway; canonical Wnt signaling pathway.
AUGGCUGUCCUGGUUGCCUUUUUUUCCUUGCUUUGCCCUGUCAUGGCUUUCGAUUUGGGACAGUCCACUCGUUGUGUUGCCAUACCAAACCAGAUGAAAGUUUGUAAGGAUGUUGGAUACUCGGAGAUGCGAUUGCCGAAUUUCCUGGGACACAGUAACUUGGAGAGUGAAGUUGUUCCUCGUUCAGAAGAUUGGAGGCCUCUUCUGCAAACAGGAUGCCAUCCACAAGCUCAGGCCUUCCUCUGCUCGCUCAUUGCUCCUGUCUGUCUUGACACGUUCAUCCAGCCGUGCCGCAGCCUGUGUUUGGCAGUGAGGGACAGCUGUGCUCCGGUGCUGUCCUGUCAGGGGCACUCAUGGCCUGAAGCACUCGACUGCGACCGAUUUCCUGAUGAAGACGAUAUGUGUCUGUCUCCACACGCCAAGUUCAGCCACUACGGCAAAGACUUGCCUAAAGCUGCCUGUCAAAACUGCCCAUCAGUGGAACAUUCUCCUGCCCUGAAAACUGUCCUGGACUCUUUCUGUCACAAUGAUUUUGCUGUUACUGCCAAAAUCCAUCGUCGUCGCAUCCCAACAGGAGAGCCUGAGUUUGACAUUGAGGGGCGCGUCGAGUUCAUCCAUCAGGGUCCUCUGCUCUCGUACGACACCCAGCACCUACUGCAACAAUGGCUCCUCAUCAACCUUAAAUGUGCCCACAACCUGGUCCGUCCCGGGCGCUCCCAGUUGUACGUCCUUACUGGGGCAGUCCAAUCUGACGGUACUCUCGGCCUCAACAAAAUCUUCCCCUGGCACAAAAAAGACAUUAAUAUCGCCGUAGCCACACGCAAAUGGAAAUAUCACCGGUGUUAA